Messenger RNA from Ricinus communis (castor bean), 2274 nucleotides. RefSeq names its product pyruvate decarboxylase 2. The record is from RefSeq and is a predicted model, not a curated record. The transcript has 6 exons. Bases 242 to 2065 code for a protein of 607 amino acids. NCBI's taxonomy places the organism in Eukaryota, Viridiplantae, Streptophyta, Magnoliopsida, Malpighiales, Euphorbiaceae. Gene Ontology annotation, molecular function: magnesium ion binding; thiamine pyrophosphate binding; carboxy-lyase activity.
UGGAUCAUCGUACAACAGGUCCACCGCCACCACUGCGAACAAAUAAACGUUUUAAACCAAAACCCGCCCCUUGUAUCCAUUUCCAUCUCACUUACUACUGAACCGGCCACUUGUAUAUAAACUCUUCCCAUUUCCUUUCUUUCUAUUCACAAAACAAAAAAACAAAACAAACAAACAUCUCUUUCUCUAGCUUUCUUUUCUUUUCUUUUCUCAUCUCUACACCUGUCUCCACUCCUUCGCUAUGGACACAAACAUUGGAUCUAUUGACACCUUGAAACCCACAACAACUGACGUGUGCUGUCCAGCAAACGGCGCCGUUUGCACCCUCCAAAGCUCCACAGUCUCCCCAUCAUCGAUCGUCAGCUCGCCUGACUCCACUCUCGGCCGUCACUUGGCUCGCCGUCUUGUGCAAGUCGGUGUCACUGAUGUCUUCUCUGUUCCCGGUGACUUUAACCUCACUCUUCUUGAUCAUUUGAUUGCUGAGCCUGGACUUAACGUUAUUGGCUGUUGUAAUGAGCUCAAUGCUGGAUAUGCUGCUGAUGGUUACGCAAGAUCACGUGGUGUUGGUGCUUGUGUUGUUACUUUCACUGUUGGUGGAUUAAGUGUUCUCAAUGCUAUUGCUGGUGCUUACAGUGAAAACUUACCCGUUGUAUGUAUUGUUGGUGGACCUAACUCCAACGAUUAUGGGACUAACAGGAUCUUGCAUCAUACCAUUGGUCUGCCUGAUUUUAGUCAGGAGUUGAGGUGUUUCCAGCCUGUUACAUGCUUUCAGGCUAUUGUGAAUAAUUUGGAAGAUGCACAUGAGCUGAUUGAUACUGCUAUAUCAACUGCUUUGAAAGAAAGCAAGCCUGUUUAUCUCAGCAUUAGCUGUAACUUGUCAGCGAUCCCUCAUCCUACUUUUAGUCGCGAGCCAGUUCCAUUUUCACUCUCUCCCAGAUUGAGUAAUAAAAUUGGUUUGGAGGCUGCUGUUGAAGCAGCAGCGGAGUUUUUGAACAAAGCAGUGAAACCAGUUUUGGUUGGUGGGCCUAAACUGAGGGUUGCAAAGGCAUGUGAGGCCUUUGUUGAGUUAGCUGAUGCUUGUGGUUAUGCCCUUGCUGUGAUGCCAUCGGCUAAAGGGCUUGUGCCGGAACACCAUUCUCACUUCAUUGGUACUUAUUGGGGUGCAGUCAGCACUGCCUUCUGUGCUGAGAUUGUGGAAUCUGCAGAUGCUUACUUGUUCGCUGGACCCAUUUUCAAUGACUACAGCUCCGUUGGAUACUCUCUCCUUCUCAAGAAAGAGAAGUCAAUCAUCGUGCAGCCUGAUCGUGUGGUGAUUGGAAAUGGACCUGCAUUUGGAUGUGUUUUGAUGAAGGAUUUUCUUAAAGCCCUAGCAAAGAGGCUCAAGAACAAUACUACUGCUCAUGAGAACUACCGUAGAAUUUUUGUCCCUGAAGGGCAACCUUUGAAAAGUCAACCUAAAGAACCAUUGAGGGUUAAUGUUCUGUUCCAACAUAUACAGAAAAUGCUGUCUAGUGAAACUGCUGUGAUUGCAGAGACAGGGGACUCAUGGUUCAACUGUCAGAAGCUGAAAUUACCAAAGGGAUGCGGGUACGAAUUUCAAAUGCAGUAUGGAUCAAUUGGUUGGUCAGUUGGGGCAACUCUUGGGUAUGCUCAGGCGGUGCCUGAGAAACGUGUGAUUGCUUGUAUUGGAGAUGGUAGCUUUCAGGUGACUGCUCAAGAUGUGUCAACAAUGCUGCGAUGUGGACAAAAGACCAUCAUCUUCUUGAUCAAUAAUGGUGGGUAUACCAUUGAGGUUGAGAUCCACGAUGGUCCUUACAAUGUGAUAAAGAACUGGAACUACACUGGCUUGGUUGAUGCAAUUCACAAUGGUGAAGGCAAGUGCUGGACGGCCAAGGUCCAAUGCGAGGAAGAGCUGAUUGAAGCGAUUGAGACUGCGACAGAGUCGAAGAAAGAUUGCUUAUGCUUCAUUGAGGUUAUUGCUCACAAGGAUGAUACAAGCAAAGAACUGUUGGAAUGGGGCUCAAGGGUCUCUGCCGCCAAUAGCCGCCCACCAAACCCUCAGUAGAUUCCAAAGCUACAAGGUUGCAACAGUGAUAAAUCUUGAUUUCCUAUUUGAUAAAUGUCUGUGCUCUGUUGUUUCCUCGAGUACAUGAGUUGAAUUUGAUCAAGUUUGCGUAUUUAAUCUAGUUUCCAACAAAAAAAAAGAAAAAAUGUUUGCGUAUUCAACAGUUGUUUUUUGCUGAUUUCCGCGUAUAUACAAAUGGAAUUUGAUGA